Symbiodinium sp. CCMP2592 is the source of this 2387-nucleotide messenger RNA. The record is from the annotation of a GenBank genome assembly. NCBI's taxonomy places the organism in Eukaryota, Dinophyceae, Suessiales, Symbiodiniaceae.
AUGAGCGCCGACUCUGCUUCACAUCGUGGACUCCGACUCGGUUCUCGCCACCCGUCGGAGAUCAAUGACUUUGUUGGAGACGUGCUGACUCCGUGGGACAUUCCAUGUCUUCACUCGGGAUGGAUCCCAGGUGCCCUGAAGCAAGAUGCUGACAGUUUGACUUCGCACAUGGCCGCUUCGACAGAAGCGCAUCGGAACGUCGUUAUGAAAGUUUUGGAGAGGAGUCUAGUCGGGCGCCGGCUCCGGAUCCAUCCAGAACCAGAACACAUCACAGCCUUUCAAUUCAAGGACGAGGCCUUGGUGCCCGUGGAGAGGAGGGUGCUGCCAGCCUAUGACGUGCUGUUCCUUUCUAUCGAACUGGUUGGGUCUCAGGGCCAAAUGACACAAGUAGAAGACUCCGAUCUGGAUGCUGCUGCACUCAUGGACAUCAUGGGCACUGGAGAUGUUGAUGAAAUCAGGGAGGAGUUUUUCAUUCAUGGACACGAAGAUCUUCGCAAGGCCAUGGUGGAAUGGUUGCAGGGAGUGCCUGAUAUUCAUGUCCACGACGAUCCUGACCUUAUCAACAAGUCUAGGGUAAAGUGCACUAUUGGAGGCAUGGAGGUGGACAUUUUGCAGGCACUGGCUCCGGAGCAUCUUCGCGCAGAGGAUGCACGGAUGGUGAAGCUGGGGCGGUGGAUCAAAGCUUAUAGUCUGAAUCUUCAGAAGACCCGCUGGGUGGCAAAUCAACCCUCUGUCGUCCGAGACGCAAGCAGACUCGCAAAGCUUUGGGCACGAUCGGUUAGUGAUGCAGAAGCCAGCACCAGCGAGGACGAGGAUGAACGAAUCAAGAUCAACACCUAUGCAGUCACAAUACUUCUGGCUGCCUUACAUCGUGCGUGUCCAGGGACCUCUGCUUUGGAACUGUGCAGUCGAGCAUGGCGCAUCUUAGUCUCACUACGUGUGGACCUGUUGGCCGUCGUCAGCUUCGACGAGACUUUCUCAGCUAGGCUUUUGCGUGGACCACGCUUUCAUGCUGAGCUGGCGCUGUGGAUGAAUCUCUCGGGUAUUAGUAACCUGGGCCUGCUGGUGGAAGAUAUCGUCCAACCAGACCGCUUCUACCCCGUGUGCGAGGGAAUAACCACCCCUAAUUUGGCCAAGCAUGCCGCCACUGCUUUGCAGCGAUUGUCUUCCGCCCAGACUUGGGAAGAAGUGAUACGUCAAGGCACAUCACCUUUCGUACCAGACAUACUUGAACGAGAUUUCGAAUGCGAUGAAUGCCACGUGAAAGGCAGUGGCAUGUCGCCCCUGCUCGCCCAAGCACAGGAGGCACUGGCCACUCCUCUUCCCUUCUUGGAAGAGGGCUACUGCACUUCUCCUCGAAAGGAUGGAGCUGCGAGGAUGUCGGAGUCCAUUGACAUCGCCAGCAUGGACUGCACGCAGAUUAUGGAGUUCGUCUACAUCUCGCGUCUGAAGAUCUGGCAGCAGCUGGAUCAGCACUUGGCAGAGGUCAAUGCCAGUGCACCUGCCGAUCCUCUGCGCAUCAGCUCUAGGGCCUCGUCGCUUCUCUCGGCGCACGUUCACAUCAUCACAGCGGUGUCCUCGCAACGAGCAGAAUGCUUUUCUGAGCACGUCCGGCUCCUGCUUACAGUGAGCCUCCGGCGCAUGAAGGCGCUGGCGACGUCUCAGGUCAAGCAGCUCUGGCACGCGAGCCAGGAUGGUUUGGAGGACCCCGAGGGUUCCUCUCGACUGAAGACAUGGCUGAUCGAUGCCGCAGGCCUGUUGGAUGCAGACCUGCGCACGUUGAAGACCGUGCUGCAGACGUGGACGCCUCCCAGUUUGGCGGAGUCCCGCUUCUACAGCCACGAGGCCGACGGCCGCUUCAGCACCAUGGAGGCCCUUCGCCGAGACACUUUCGAGGAGUACACGCUGGACAAGGGGCUUCUGCAGGGCUUGCUGAGGAUUCUUCCUGUGGACUCCUUCGUUGCUGAUUUCGGGGCCGGCUCGGGGCAGUACGCACGCUGGCUCAACGACACAGGUUUGGUGAAGGCAUUCGCUUUCGAUGGCUCGCCUGACAUCAACCUCGUGACCCGCGGUGCUGUUGCUUCGGCAGAUCUCGGGAAACCACUUGCACUCUGGAGGAGGUUCGAUUGGUCUAUUUGCCUGGAAGUGGCCGAACACAUUCCAACAGACCUCACGUCAACAUUUCUGCAGAAUCUGGAUCAGCACACUGCCCGGGGCCUGGUCCUCACCUGGGCCCGCCCCGGGCUACAAGGGCUGGGCACAGCCAAUCCGCUGACUCAAGAGCAAGUGUUGGCGCUCAUCCGCGAGCAUACGGGCCUCAUCCACGUGGAUGAGGACCUCACCAAGAAGCUGCGUGCAGCAUCCACCAUUCCGCACUUGGCGGACAC